GCUGAAACUGUCUUGAUUUUGAGCUGAGUAUCAACUUGGGUUUUCCUUUGGGCCACACCACGCGCGAACCUGGCAAUAUGGCGGAUGCUAUGAAUAUUGAUUCCGAGGAAACCAGAAGUGUCAGCAAGCCCACUCCUGGCGUCAAAUCUCGAGCGAAACUUUUGAAGCGACUCAAAAGUGAUGCAGCGCAAAAUGAUCGCCAAAAGUUUUUUCUAAAGAGUCAACCAGAGGUGCGAUCGACCUUUGAAAGUGAAACUUGGAAAGUAUUGGAAAGCUCUAUCAAUGCCAUACAAACUGGCGUUCCGGUUACAGAAAGCUUAGAGCUGCUAUAUCAGUCCUGCCUGAAUCUUUGCAGACUGAGCAAAUCACAAUAUUUGUAUAAUCAUUUAUGUAAACAGUGCCAGCAGAGGAUAAAGGCGGAUAUCGAACGAUUGUCUCACACAAUGGCUAGUGGAGCCUUUCUUAAGCUGGUAAAGGAUUAUUGGACGAGUUUUCAGGAUCAAAUGACUAUGAUUCGCAGCAUUUUCCUCUACUUGGACCGAACAUAUUUAAUUCACGCAACGGAGUACUCUUCCAUUUGGGAUCUUGGCCUUUACAUCCUUCGUACGGAACUAAUGAGUGAGGGUAAAGUUUUGAAUCGACUAAUCGAAUCUUACCUUGGUUUGAUUUCACAAGAAAGAGGUGGUAAUGCAAUCGAAUGGUUAGACCUUCAAUCAAUAUCUCGGAUGUUCACAGACCUUGGCAUCUAUAAUACUGUUUUUGAACCAGCUUUCUUGGAUCAGACGAAGCAAUAUUAUAGCUCAGUAGCUGCGUCAAAGAUUGAAUCACUUUCAGGAAGUGCAUUCGUAUCCUGGACAGUACAGGCGCUGAAAGACGAGACAGAGGACAGAAUCAAUCGGUAUAUCGACGUCAGAUCCAAGACGAAGGUUGUAAAGACAGUUGAAGACUCGAUUAUCUUGGAAAACGUUGAUCUUAUCAUAUCAAAAGCGUUCAAACCUGCCAUUGCGAUGGGUGAUAUGCGGAAUCUUCGGCAACUUUAUGAUUUAUGUCGACGAGUAUUGUGCUUGCGGAAGCUGUGCACGUCUUUUUCAAGCUAUGUAAAGGAAUCUGGAUUGGUCAUUAUCCACGACGUCUCCGACUCCAAUGCUACUGUAACAGCGAUUCUUGAAUUCAAGCGAAGAAUGGAUUCGAUCGUGAAAGAGUGCUUCAACAACGAUCUUAUGUUUCUAGAUGCGCUGAAGGACAGCUUUACCAGCUUCCUUAAUUUUCAACCUAACAAAGCGGCGGAAAUCAUAGCUAAAUUUGUUGACAGCAAACUACGCAACAGCUCAAAGCAAAAGGAGACGUUUGAUGAACUGGAUGAAUUGUUUGAUCAUGUUUUGACCAUAUUCCGCUACGUACAAGGAAAGGAUAUGUUUGAUGCCUUCUUUAAGAGGGACCUUGCAAAGCGCUUAUUACUUGGAAGAAGUAUAUCGGCCGAUGCAGAAAGGACCAUCUUAACAAAGUUAAAAUUGGAGUGUGGCCCGUCCUUUACUAGUAAAGCGGAAGGGAUGCUAAAGGAUAUGGAUGCAUCCAAGAAGCUGAUGAAGGAAUUCAAGACGAGUCAUCCUUUGGAGGCAUUCAACGUCAGUAUAUUGACGCAAGGUUACUGGCCGGUGUAUCCACAAUCAGCUCUAAAUCUCCCACCUGAAAUACUGGAAUGGCAUAUUGCAUUUCAAACAUUUUAUAACAACAAAUACAGCGGUCGAAGGCUCAAAUGGCAAUCUUCACUAGGUUAUUGUCUACUUAGGGCCAAUUUUCCGUUGGGACAACGUGAAUUGUCGCUCAGUCAAUUCCAAGCGGUAAUGCUACUGCUAUUCAACCGUAGAGAUACAUAUUCGUUCACUGAGCUUUUCAGCGAGACUGGAAUUGAGGAAGCAGAGCUUGCCAGAACCGUCCAAAGUCUGUGUUUCGGGCCUCACAAAAUAUUACUGAAAACUCCUCCAGAUCCGACAAUCAAGCCAACAGAUACGUUUUCUGUGAAUGAGCAGUUCGAAGCACCUACAUUCCGACUGAAAGUGAGCAGCUUGAUGACAAAGGAACCAGUCGAGACGAAUAGUGCCAUUAGCAAACAGGUGAUGCAAAAUAGACAGUACCAGAUAGAUGCGGCCAUCGUUAGAAUAUUGAAAGCAAGAAAGGAGCUUCCUCACGAUCAACUCUGCCAGGAAACCCAGAGUCAAUUGAAUUUCCCUGCUGGAUCAGCGGAUAUCAAGAAACGCAUAGAAUCUCUGGCAAGCAGAGAAUACCUUGAAAGGAUAUCAGAUGAUGAAAAUAUGCUGCUUUAUCGUUAUAUUUAGAUAAUGCUGGAGGACUAAUACCUGACAAAAAUCACAUUCAAUAAACAGGACAACCUUCCAAAAAAGUGAC
Umbelopsis ramanniana AG is the source of this 2406-nucleotide messenger RNA. RefSeq lists its product as uncharacterized. The coding region runs from base 78 to 2336 and encodes 752 amino acids. Gene Ontology annotation, molecular function: ubiquitin protein ligase binding. The transcript is spliced from 17 exons. Gene Ontology annotation, biological process: ubiquitin-dependent protein catabolic process; DNA damage response; protein ubiquitination. Lineage: Eukaryota; Fungi; Mucoromycota; Umbelopsidomycetes; Umbelopsidales; Umbelopsidaceae. Gene Ontology annotation, cellular component: Cul4-RING E3 ubiquitin ligase complex. The record is from RefSeq and is a predicted model, not a curated record.